Acyrthosiphon pisum (pea aphid) is the source of this 2855-nucleotide messenger RNA. Its product is annotated as lachesin. The coding region runs from base 184 to 1395 and encodes 403 amino acids. Gene Ontology annotation, cellular component: neuron projection. The transcript has 9 exons. The record is from RefSeq and is a predicted model, not a curated record. NCBI's taxonomy places the organism in Eukaryota, Metazoa, Arthropoda, Insecta, Hemiptera, Aphididae.
CCCGCAGUGACGCCCGGCCGUCGCAAUAGUGUGCUAGUCGGUAAUGCGCUCCGCUGACCGAAUCUUUAACACGUCACGUGCUCCAAGUCGCGCGGAUAUCACAAUAUCAUGGACAUUUCGAGGAUGAUCUACACGAUUCAUACGAUCUAACAACUGGACUUGGAGGUCAUAUUCAAAAGAAAAAUGUUUUGGAUCUCAGUUAUUUUAUUGUUUGCCUUGAACGGGUGUAAUGGAUAUCAGCCAAAGUUCACUGAACCCAUUGGCAACAUCACCGUGCCAGUCGGCCGAGAAGCUAUGUUUACGUGUUACGUUCACGGCUUAGGUGGUUAUAGGGUCGGUUGGGUGAAAGCCGAUACAAAAGCCAUUCAAGCUAUACACGACCACGUGAUAACGCACAAUUCUAGAGUAUCCGUUUCUCAUACUGAUGAUUCAACGUGGAAUUUACACAUAAAAAAUGUGCAAGAAGAAGAUCGUGGUCAAUAUAUGUGUCAAAUAAAUACUGAUCCAAUGAUAAGUCAGAUGGGAUACUUGGAUGUAGUGAUACCACCCGAUAUAAUUUAUGAAGACACUUCUGGAGAUGUAAUGGUACCUGAAGGAGGAACUGUGAAGUUAACAUGUAGAGCCAAAGGCUACCCAAAACCACACGUUUUGUGGAGAAGAGAAGACGGACGAGAAAUAGUUAUCAAAGACGCCAGUAGCACUAAAACUAAAGUUACCACAUACCAGGGUGAAGUGUUGCGGUUGACCAAGGUCAGCAGAUCCGAGAUGGGAGCUUACCUGUGCAUUGGGUCAAACGGAGUGCCACCGUCUGUUAGCAAACGCAUCACGGUCAGCGUACACUUUCACCCAGUGAUUUCAUCGCCUAGUCAGUUGGUCGGCGCUCCAAAAGGCACCGAAGUCAAGUUGGAAUGUAAUGUCGAAGCAUUCCCAAAAUCUAUAAAUUACUGGGUUCGAGAGAGUGGUGAUAUGGUAAUAACUAGUGAUAAAUAUCAGACGAAUAGCUCGACCAAGUCCAUAUUCGAGGACCAAAUGGUGUUGACCAUAAAAUCGGUAGAGAAGUACGACUUGGGAUCGUACAGGUGCAUAGCGAAAAAUUCUCUCGGCGAAGUGGAGAGCAACAUCAGAUUAUACGAGAUACGAGGCUUGGACGAGAACGAAGACGACGACAUCGGCGACCUGUCAGACCUCUAUCCCGAAUCAUACACGGAGACUCACCACGUCUAUGGUGGUGGCGGUACAGGUGGUGGUGGCGGUGGAGUUGGCGGAAAUGGCGUAGGCGACUACAGGAACAGGACCAAGCACAGACACCACGCGGACGCAUAUCCACCCACACCCAGCCCAAGUGCAUCCACCCGAUUGGUUCCGCCGUUCUACCGGACUUUCGAGUACCUCUGACACGCGGUUCCCGUCUGGUAAGCACGUGAUGAGCGUCUGCCAGACGAGCGUGGUGCACGUGGUUCUUCCUAACCGGCGUUCGUCGACACUGAUGCGACUAAGCCGCAAGUACACUCUACCACCGCGUUGGUGUUACCGCCGAGUAUCGACGAGAUCGCGAUAAUGAUAAAAUAUAUGAUAUUAUAAUGAACAAUAAAAAAUUUAAAAAACAAUAAUUAUAUUAGACCCAAUAACAUUCCGCCUAUGUCGUAGCCGCAUUAGGUUAAACUUCCCGCCUGACUAAAUAGUACCUACCCAUUUAUCUGUCAACUUGCCGACUUCUCGUGUACAUAAUAUUUUAGACCACUACCAGCAGAAAUUCGUCGUUGUGCGCGACUUGAUUUUUUAAACACCUAAGCUCUUAGUGUCGAUAGAAAAUUCGUAAAUUCUUACAGCGUUCUUAUACUAAUAUAUAGAUAUGCAUACGAGGGGUGUAAAAAAAUACCCAGACAUAAAUCUGUCUAUAUAGGUAAAUCUAUACAACAGUCGAUAAUUAUUAAUUAAUUUACACAAAAAAUAAACAAAAUAUAUGUUUUCCAGUAUAGGGUUUUAAAGUUAAAAUCGUUUUCUCAAACCAUUAUUUAAACUAUUGUACAAUAUCUCGAGUUCACGUCGAAUUCUAAAAUAAUAAUAGCUGAACAACUCGUGUAAAGUAUAAUUUUCGUUUGACAGUCAAUAAAAAAAAAUGUUACCGAAACUUUCAAAUUGAUAAUGUUAGAUUUUUAAGAUAAUAAAAUCUUUAAGUAGUUCUUUAACUUUUUACUAGGUCAAGUUAAUCCUGCAUCCUGACAUUUCAUGAAGUCCCCUCAUAUUCACCAUAGUCACCGCGACUACGGCUUUUUAUUAUUCCCAAAACUAAAUCUACCCUCAAAGGCUAGGGAUAUGAAGAAGUUAAUGAGACUGCUCACGAUGUGAUGAAUGGGAUUAAAGUUAUAACUUAGGCGGAAACACAAAGGUCUUUUCAAAGGAUUUAAGAACCGUUAGAAGCACUGUAUUGAACUCUAAAAGACAAUAUUAUUUUGAAUGCGGUGACCCAUUCAGUAGGUAUGUAAGUUUCAAAUAUAUUGAAUAAUAACAUAUUUUUCCUGAUUGGUAUUUUUCGAACACGUCUCGUAUGUCGUACGUUGUCUGGGGAUUUAGAACGUUUUAACGGUUUUUUUUCUACGUUGUAUGCGUUUUUCCGAAACACCCCGAACAUUUCCGACCCCACCACGCCAAAUGUGGAGGCGCUGCCUACAGGCGUUAUUAUUUUAAUAUUACAACAAUAAUGUAAUUUAGGCGCCUAUGUCUCGAGAGCCUUAAUGCAAUUAUCCCGGUCUCCAGACUCCCUGUUCCUCUUACACAGGUAUGAAUAACAUAAUAUUAUUGUGUAAUAUGUUUAACAAUUUGUUGUGAAUACUCAUUAUUACGAUAAUUAUUAU